AUGGCCAGUAACGAUACUCAUUCCCCGGGCGUUAUAGCCUGUGCCAGCAUUGUGGAGGGAUACUUCCACGCUCUGAAGCCCGAUGAAGUCGCCGAUCACUCACACAAGAAUCCAUUCGACAUCGUUAUCAUCGGAUCUGGCAUGGGAGGCGGCGUGCUUGCCUCCGAUCUCAUCGAAAAAAACCUGCAGCUGGCCGCGAAUACGGCGUCAGUCACGUCCCAGUCGACCGUUGAGGAUGUCCAACGACUCGCCAAACACCUUUUCGAGUCGAUCGCGCAAUUUGCCGAGGGAGACCAUACCGAUCUCAAGUUGUUCAUCUCCGCCGUUCGGGUGGGAGCUGCGGCCCUCUGCGAUAUUAUCGUACGCUCAUCUGUUCCUGACUAUCAAAUCGCACCAGAGGCCCGCAAGAUGCGGGAACAGGCUGCCGACUUGUUUGAAAGGAUUGCAAAUGCCCUCGUCCAAACCCCGAACGAUAAGUCCGCUAUCGCAGCGCAGGCUGCUGACUUGAUAGCGUCUCUCUCCGGAUUCGCAUCAGGUGUCGUCACUGGAGACCUAGAGACAGACAUCCAACAAGAAGCAGCGGAUGUUUUCAACUAUGUCGUAUCUUGGCCUGAGAGUCCUGAGGUUGGCUGGACGAAGAGAGAUCUCCCGGGGGAAGCUGCCAAGCUCUUCGUAAAGUGUAUCAAAUACGUAGCGUGGCCGGCCCAGAAGGAUCCUGAUCAUUGA
This is a messenger RNA of Punctularia strigosozonata HHB-11173 SS5, 726 nucleotides long. RefSeq lists its product as uncharacterized. The transcript is spliced from 2 exons. The record is from RefSeq and is a predicted model, not a curated record. The coding region runs from base 1 to 726 and encodes 241 amino acids. NCBI's taxonomy places the organism in Eukaryota, Fungi, Basidiomycota, Agaricomycetes, Corticiales, Punctulariaceae.